AUGGCGACAACCGACUUCACUGGCGAUUUUCCGACCAGAGGGCCAGUGGUACUGGGCGUCUCGGCCAGUACGCUAGCGCUAUGUUCGGUAUUCGUUGGUUUUCGUCUGAUUUCCAGAUUCUUAGUGGUCCGGAGACCAGGAUGGGACGACUAUACCAUGCUUCUCGCCUGGGUGCUGGCUUUUGGCGCUUCCUUUUCCAUAUGCUACGGAACGACAAAAGGCUUGGGACGAAAGCAGGAAAACAUACCGUUGGAGUGGCAGGCACAGAUGAAGCAGUCGUCCUACGCUUUCUCGGUACUCUAUAACCCAGCUUUAAUGGCAACCAAGACGUCGAUACUGCUUUUCUAUCUCACCCUAUCCACGACUCACAAAGUCUUUCGCUGGGCCACCAUCGCAACCCUUGUCGUCGUCAAUGUUGGCGGACUGGCCCUGACCAUUCUGAACAUGCUCCAAUGUAAUCCUCUCAGUGCUGCAUGGGCUUCGCCUGUCCCCGAUUCAGCGCAUUGCACAAACAUCGUCACCAUAUACCUAUCUUCGGCGCCUCUUAACAUCAUCAGCGAUCUGGCCAUCUUGUUUCUACCAAUGCCCAUACUUACUAGCAUGCGGCUACCAAAGAAGCAGAAAAUUAUUCUGGUUGUCACCUUCGGGUUUGGUAUAUUUGUUGCAGUCGUCGAUGUUGUACGCAUCGCAUAUCUUCAAGCCGCUCAACGCAACACCCUCCAGGCAGCCCAGCAGCAGACGCACGAAUCCGGCAACGACCAGCGAAACACCAACGACUUUGCGUGGUUCUCAUCCUUGUCCUUCAUGUGGAGCACUGUCGAAAUCAACCUGGGUAUCAUGUGUGGUUGUGUUCCUGCGUUGAAGCCACUCGUUAGGAGAUUUCUUCCUCACUGGAUCAUCGAUCAUACAAUCCGGGAUGCAACACGCACGAGCGAUGAGACUCCUGUCCUGCAUACCGAGAUUCUUGACUCUCGGAGGCAAUCAGAUGUUUUGACACCCCCUGCAUCUCCGUUCAGCAAACCUCCGCAAGCGCGUAGAAGCGGUGGCGAUGCACCUAUUGGUAUGAUGGAUUUCUUGACCACACCGGACAUGACUGAGCUCCCGCGGAUACGGCCCAUGAACACCAACGUUACCUACGCGACUACCGUGCGUACCCACCACCGCCCACCGUCGACUUUCUUCGACUUUGUCAACACGGGACAGAAGAAGAAUAUUACUUUACGCAGCAACCGCGAGUCUGUGUACCCUGUCAUCAUGGUCACCAUCCUCUUCUUCGUCUGGGGCAUUGCUUACGGUUUUCUCGACGCACUCAAUUCACGAUUCCAGGAAGUUGCUCAGACGAGCGAUUGGCAAACCGUCGGCCAACAUACUGCAUAUUUCGCAGGUUAUGUCGUUGGACCCCUGACGUUUGGUAGGAUUGUAUUCAAGCGUUGGGGCUUCAAAGCCUGCUACAUGGUUGGUCUGUCGGUCUACGCUUGCGGGUGUCUUGUCUUCUGGCCCUCGGCCGUACUCAACUCCUUUCCAUCGUUCCUGAUUUCCAACUUCAUCACAGGUGCUGGACUAUCGACACUGGAGCUCAGCGCAAAUCCCUUUAUAGCGCUUUGCGGACCGCCCGAGUAUGCUGAGGCACGAUUGACCCUGUCGCAGGCCAUGCAAGCUAUUGGCACUAUCGUCUCCCCACUCUUGGCCAAGAAGGUCCUCUUCCCUGCCAAUGCCGCGAGCCUGAUAGACGUUCAAUGGACGUACCUCGGCAUAUCUUUCUUCAACAUCACCCUGGCCAUAAUUUACUUCUACGUACCGCUUCCUGAAGCCACCGACGAAGAGCUCGAAGCCGCAAGUCUACGAACUGUACCUAUUGCCAGGCAAGCCACUGUCAACAUCGGAUCAAAACCCAUCAAGGUCAUCUGGAUAAGCCUAGGCCUGGCAGUAUUUUCGCAAUUCUGCUACGUCGGAGGCCAGGAGUCCACGUCUACAUCGUUCCAGGAAUACAUCAGCCGUGUCACGCCUGGUGUGGAUCCUGUAUCACAGCUAGCAUACGGGCACACGGCAUUCGCCGUAUCCCGAUUCCUGGCUGCUUUCAUUGACAUAUGGGUCAAGCCGCGGUACAGUUUGCUGUUCUUCUACCUCGGAGCCAUCGUCUUCAGCGCAGCGGCAAUGCACACGACAGGCAACGCCGGCGCAGCAGUCAUCACCAUGGUCAUGUUCUUCGAAGGCCCAAUAUUCCCCAAGAUCUUCGCUCAAGGCAUACGCGGCAUGGGCAAGCACACCAAAGACGCCUCGGUACUAAUCACAGCCGCCAUCGGCGGCGGCGCCGUCUUCCCACCUAUCAUGUUCGCCGCCCUCAAGACAAACAACGCACAAUAUGCCUUUUGUGUCAUCGUCGCUGCCUACACGCUCGGCUCCCUAUACCCUGUCUACCUCAACCUACUCCCUGCAGCGCGUCGCCUCUCCGACCCCGUCCGCGACGAAAAAACGCGCCGCGAAUCCGAAAUGGAGCAUCGCUGUCGCGGCUCCGCUACCGACAAGCUGCGCAAAUGGAGUAAAGGCAAAAAGGGUCAUCAUUGGAAUGACGCGUUGCCUUCGGUGGAGCACAGAGAAAGGCGGUCUUGGCCAGAGGGCCUUGCGCCAAGGAGCCAUAAUAGCAUGGCUAUUGAGGCUGUGCAUACGCGCACGCCCAGCCCCGCCAGUUAUGCCUCGAGUAGGACAUGA
This is a messenger RNA of Pyrenophora tritici-repentis Pt-1C-BFP, 2709 nucleotides long. The record is from RefSeq and is a predicted model, not a curated record. Lineage: Eukaryota; Fungi; Ascomycota; Dothideomycetes; Pleosporales; Pleosporaceae.